Messenger RNA from Parnassius mnemosyne (clouded apollo), 219 nucleotides. NCBI's taxonomy places the organism in Eukaryota, Metazoa, Arthropoda, Insecta, Lepidoptera, Papilionidae. The record is from the annotation of a GenBank genome assembly.
AUGGGUGGUGUAGACCUCAUGGAUUCCUUUUUAGGAAGAAAUAGGAUUCGAAUGAAGAGCAGAAAGUGGUACAUGAGAAUCUUCUAUCACCUGCUUGAUUUGACUGUAAUAAAUUCGUGGGUGUUGUGUAAAAAAGUUGAAGAAAAAAAAGGAAACCACAAAAAAAUCAUGACCCUUGCACUUUCGAUCAGAGUUGGCAGAAACUCUUUGCAAAUAUAG